Drosophila kikkawai is the source of this 8664-nucleotide messenger RNA. The record is from RefSeq and is a predicted model, not a curated record. Lineage: Eukaryota; Metazoa; Arthropoda; Insecta; Diptera; Drosophilidae.
AUUGCGAAUGAACGGUACCGCGUCGCGUCGGUCGGACGAAAAGUUACAGAAUUAAUAUUUACAUUUGAAGUGUUUUACAAAGCAUAUUACAUUAUCUACGAUCCUAAUCAAUUCGAGAAAAAUAAAUGAAUUCGCGAUUAGUUUCAAUAGCAGGCUCCAAUAAAUUAAUGUAAACUUUAUUGUUAUUUUUUAACAUACUAUGAUACAGCUUUUUUAACUGCAAGUAUAACGUUUUCUGCGCGACUCCGCUUUAAAAACAUGUAAUUAACAAGCAAAAAAUUAAUUAAUUAAUAAUCGAAGAAUAUAUAAUAUAAACUUGGAUGUUUGCCUGGGCAAAUAAACAUGCAUCAAUAUUAUUAACAUAUUUUAAUAACUCGACGCGUCUGUGCCUCCGCGGUGUGCGAUUAUUUAAAUGCAAAAAAGGAUUUGUGUAUACCGAAAAGCCUAAACAACAACAAGCUCUUUAAAAGAAAUUUGCAUUUUCAUCUUGCGCAAAGAGGCAAACAACAAAAACACACACAGGAAAAACACAAGAGAAAAAUGCUGACACGGAUGAGGCCAGCGGUGGGUUGAUUGGCUGACAACCACGACAUCCACAUCCACAGAAACUACAAAAAGACACGGUCGAGUGCUGGCGAGUGGGAGGAAGUGGAGUGGUAGCAGGAGCAGAGUGCCAAGCAUAACCUGGUAUAAAAACUAAAAAAAAAAAUUGAAAAAAGAAACAAACACCCAGACAGCCACAAUGACAAAUGUUUGGAGCGGAGCCAGGCUUUAGGUGUUGAGCAGCAGGUUUAAUCAAACAACAAAAGGAAAAGCCGAGGAAAGAGGAGGAGCACCUGGUGGUGGACACAGCGAGGAAUAUCCGAGUUGAAAGAGAGAAAGUUCCAUUAUGGAGAAACCAAUGCACCAUGCCCCUGCCCCGGCUGCCGUGGGUAAGGUCAGCCAGAUAGCCAACAUCUUCCAGCGCAAGCCCAUUGAGAUCCAGCCCGUGGAGCAGCUAAGUGCAGUAGCAGCUGCCCAUGCCGCUGCAGCCGCGGCAGCAGCUGCCCAUGUCCAAGGAGCCAGGACAGAGUCCCAUUCGGCAAGAUUCAAUAACGCUCGCGCCCUGUUCGAGAAACUAGGCGUUGAGUCCAACUCGAACGUAAGUUCCCGCCUGUUGAGGAGUGGUUCUCGCGAGGAUAAUCUUUGCGACGGCUCAGAUCGUUCAUCCUCACGCUCCUCGGAUCGUUCUCAAUCGCCGCCAAAGCGAAGGACACCCUUUCCUUCUGGGGUUUCGUUGAUUCACAACAAUAAUAACGCCAGCGCUGUGCCUCAAAAUGGAGGAUCUGCACCAGAACAACGUUUGAGUAACAGCAAAUUUAUUGUGGAACCAGCGGCGCCAACGUCUCAAGUAGUGCCCACCUCGGCCGUUAAGUACCCUCAGCACAAUAUAUCCCGCUUGAAGUCGGAGGAAGUGACGGCCAGUCCACCGGCGCCAGCCAGCGGUUCGGUGAGCGCCUUGUUUGCCAGUUCUGGUGCGGAUAAGCCGGAGAAGCCGGAGCGCAAGUUCAACUCAAGGGAACUGAUUGAGAAGCAAAAGAAGUGGACAUCGCACUUCACCAAGACAAAGACAACGCGCACUCACAGCGAUCUCAAUCGUUGCGACAUUAUACGCACCGUGCCCGGCACAGGACUGAUUAUGGACAGCGAAAAGGUGACCAAACCGGCAAUGGAACCACCACCGUCGCAGUCCCAGGCUCCGCCCAAUGCCAGCCCAAAUCCGCCGCAGCGAUCGCAGGCUCCGCCAGAGAUAAAACCCAGGAGUGGGAAGAUUGGAAGUCCAGUAAAAUCACCGCCACUGCCGCCGAUUCCAGCGGCCAAGCCAAAGAAUGUGAGUCCGGUGAAGUUUAAUCCGGAGCGGCUACGUCAGUCGCCCACAAAGACGGCAAACGAUUCACCACCACCGCCGCCAGCCAAAUCCGCGGCCGUUACAGCGGCUAUGCAACGAUCCCUGAUGCAGGAGCAGCAGGAGCAGUUGUUGCGAAAUGCCAAUGAUCAGGGUGUGGCGCCCAUACCGCCGGAGAAGCCACGCAAAAAGUCCGUAGAUCUCAUCGAAGACACUCAGCCAUUGGCUAACAAUUGUUCUACACCGCCCUCGUCCUGCGCCUCUCCCACCAGCUCGUACAUUGUGCAGCCGGCCAAGAGGGGAUCUAUGGAUGGUGGACAAUCUUCGUAUCCCGGUAAUGGACUUAGUGGUAGCACCAACUCGGCUGCCUCGGGUUCGCCUGUGGCCAGUGCCUCAUCGGGUCCUUCGUCGCCGGUUCACACCGAGGAUGAGAAGCAGGAGAACGAGUCCACGGAGAAGUCGGAGAUGGAGCAUUAUCACAGUGGCAGCUACAACAGUGUUCCCAGGCGGCGACGCAGCGAAAAUGAAGGUCGCAAAUCUGUGGACGAAUCUCCCGCAUUGGCCAGCUCCCAACAGCAGCAGCAACAUUCCAUUCCUGGCUCCGCCACCGGAUCACCCCAACGUGUGGUGGCCAACAAGCGGAGCAGCAUUACGGUCAAUAUGCCAGCCGCUGGUCUUGGCCAGAGGCCGCCCAGCAUUAUCUCGACCACCAGCCAGGACGAGGGUGGCUUCAACGAAACCACUCCAGAGCUAAAGGCCAAAUUGCAGCCAGCCUACGACCAGACGGAGACAGAGCUCCCACAUAGCCUGAACUACGUGGACGUGGGCUAUCGCCUCAAUCCUGACGGCAGCGAGAGUCGCGAGGUCUACGGAUCCGAGGCGGAGUUGUAUGACACCGCCAAGGUCACUGAUAUGCAGCGGAAGUUCCAUGGAGCCAAUGGCUUUGGCCAGGAGUCGAGCACGGUGUAUGCAAUCAUCAAAACGGAUGUGCCGGAUGCCAACCAGCAGCAGCCGGUGGCUCCCUCGCGUACAGUUCACCUGCAACAAUCGCCUACGUCCUCGAGCGUGGAGGGUUCUCCCUUGCAUCGUGGUGUUUAUAGCUCCCCGCCUGUGGGUGUAGUUUCGCCCAUAAGGCGACGCAAUAGCAGCAAUCAGGAUCAGAGUGUGGGCAGUGCCAAGUCCACGCCACCCAUUUCACCAGCCAGAUCGGCACUGGUCAAGGGCAUAGCUCCCAUUGCCUCCAUUGAUGCGCACGAAGAAGAGGAACUCGAUCUCGAUGAGGAGGAAGAGGAGGACGAACACUUGGCAGUGGAAUAUGUGGAGGUAAUUGAGCUAGAGGAGGAGGAAGCUCCAAUUCUGCCAGAACGUCGUGCACCCGCACAGGGUGCCCUGGAGCUGCAGGACUUGGAGUAUGCAGACACAAGCGCCGGUGAGGAUGAGGAGGAUAUACUCAAUCACUUGAAGGGCAGCGAUAUACUGGAUGUGGAGCUAAUAGACGACGUUGUCGAUGAGGUGAUCAGCAAGGUCCAAGCGAAGCACAGCGUGGCCAGCGCAGCUCCAGCAGCGGCAAUUCCUCGGGAUGAUAGCCUGCCAGAUGCCAUGACUGCCGCCGAAGCCGAACGACUGUUGAGCUCAAGCAUUUUGGAAAGCAAAAUCAGACAACAGUCACUGCUGUCGGACGAACAGGCCAAGGAAGUCGAGCAAAUACUCAACGCAGCCGUUGCUGCCGUUGUUGUUGCCGCAGCAACAACAUCGCCGACCAGCACCAAGAAUCUCAUUGAGGAUUUGCCACCGUCCUCUGGCCAAUCGCCAUCGCAAUCAGGAGCCAACGGGGAGCAACGCGACAUUCACAUUGCAGCUGUCCCAGCAAUUGUUGAGGAAGAGGACGAGGAAGAGGAGUAUCCAGAGGAGUUUCAUCGGGACGAAGACGAGGACGAGAACGAGGAGAACCACGUCCGGGCCCGCUCCCGCGAGUUUGAUGUCAAUGGUGACGCUGACGGGGAUUCGGAUGACGUUGAGGCCGUGGACAUUGUAGGCUAUAGUCCAGCCACCACAUCCACAGCUUUGAACGCCACCUUUGUCAAGGCCGAUAGCACUGAGACGGAGACCACGACCACAACACCUUCGACGGCCACCACAGCCACCACAAGGCACGACGACGACGAGCCCGAGUGGCUAAGGGAUGUCCUAGAGGCCCCCAAACGCAGCCUAGAGAAUCUGCUUAUCACCUCAGCCAGCUCUGUGUCAGUUCAACACCGCGAGGAACUUGAGAACGGCUACGAUUUCCAGGUUAAACAUUCCGAUUUAAAUCAAACCUAUGUGACCGGCGGUGGCGGUGAAUCGCUGCAUGAGUCCAUAGUGUCCGUAGAGUCUACACAAUCGGAUGCCACACUCAAUCAGACGACGACCAUCGAUGACAGCAUCAUCUCCAGCAAGCACAAUUCCACAUACUCUCUGGCAGAUGCCGAGCAAGCCACGAAUUCAACUGUGCUAAGUACUGGCGUGACCGAGCUAGACGAUAGUCAGUACUAUAUACCAGAAUAUCCGCCGGUGAGGAGUAAGGAGGUACUUGUAGAGGCGGGAGUGCAUUACUUUGAAGAUGGCAACUUUUGGAUGGAAGUGCCUGGUCUCCUAGACUUUGACGACGACGACUGCUCCUACCCGCCCAUUACUGUACGCAAGAAUCCCAAGGUACGCUUCAGCUCCGGCCCCAUCCACGUGUACUCAACAUUCUCCGUUAAUGACUACGAUCGGCGAAAUGAAGAUGUUGAUCCUGUGGCCGCUUCGGCGGAAUAUGAGCUUGAGAAGCGUGUGGAGAAGAUGCAUGUCUUCCCCGUGGAAUUGAUGAAGGGUCCCGAAGGUUUGGGUCUCAGUAUAAUUGGUAUGGGCGUUGGCGCCGAUGCUGGCUUAGAGAAAUUGGGAAUAUUUGUAAAAACAAUCACCGAUAACGGAGCAGCAGCCAGAGACGGAAGGAUUCAGGUCAACGAUCAAAUCAUCGAGGUGGACGGCAAGAGUCUUGUGGGCGUUACACAGGCUUAUGCAGCUUCUGUGCUGCGCAAUACUUCCGGUCUAGUCAAAUUCCAAAUUGGACGCGAACGCGAUCCUGAGAACUCAGAGGUAGCACAGCUCAUACGACUGAGUUUGCAGGCGGAUCGCGAGAAGGAAGAGCGCUUGAAGCGCCAACAAGAGGAGUAUCUGCGACGUACUCUCGACUAUUCCGAGGACUCUACGCAACCCGUUUCAGCGAAUUCGAGUGUGUGCGAGGGACCCUCGAGUCCUGUGCAAGUCGAACAUCCCAUGGAGGUGGAGGCCACACAUUCACAGGAGGUAGAGUCGCUCAAGCGGCUGCUGCAGGAGCACAAAGCGAGCGAAAUGGGUUGCCUGGUCAAGGAAGAGAUUAUACAAAAUCUAAAACGAAAGCUGGUCAAGCUCGAGACGACAGGCAAUGAGAAUGAGCUGCUCAGCGAGCGGCUACGCCAAAGCGAGCGGGAGCUCGGUAACAUCCGCAAGGAGGCCGCCAAUCUGCAGAAUAUGCUGCAGCAGUCCCAGGGCCAGUAUAUGGCGCUGGACAAGAAGUACAACAAGGCCAAGCGAUUGGUGAGGGAGUACCAGCAGCGGGAGCUGGAUAUGUGCCAUCGCGAGGAGUUCUACCAGCAGCUGCUCCAGGAGAAGGACACCGAGUACAAUGCGCUGGUGAAGAAGCUCAAGGAUCGGGUCAUCAAUCUGGAGCACGAGCUGCAGGAGACACAGCGCAAGGCUGGUUUCCCUGUCGGUCUGCCCUACGAUAGUGCCACCUUGAAGCUGACGCCCCAAAUGAUGCGCAAGACGCCACCAAAGCCGCUUUUCCACAAGCUGGAAACGGAGCUGUCGGACACCGAGAUCUCUGAUCUAUCGCCCGAUGGCGAUGGCGUUAAGACGGCCACCGUGGAGCGCAAGGUUCCGGUAAAGGAUGAACUGGAUGCGGCUGUGCCGCAGCACGAGCUGCUGGAUAACUCGGUGAACAAGACAAAGAUCGAUCUGGCCUCCCGUGGUGGUUUAGCCAAUCGGCAGUUGCCCUCAGCGAACGGCACCAGCAGCAGCAACACCAACGGCGCCGCCAGCAGCAGCGAUCUCGGCCAGCUAUCGAACGGCAAUCUCAAUCUAAAGCGCAGCAGGAGCAACAGUCGCAGCUCGGACUGCACUCUGGACGAUACCGAUGAUGACGAGGAGGGGGAUAGAGGCGUGGAGGCAGGUUCGGCUUUGAAUUUGGCAGGCGGUACUUCUAGCUCCUCCACCCACGACAUCAUCAGCCUGUCCAACGGCAACUCCCAUCUGCUGGCCAAUGUCAACAAUCUGCUGCAACAUCAUCCACCGCCGCCAGCGGCAGUUAGCACGUCAGCCUCGUCCAACGGCCAUCUGGGCACCACCACAGCCAUUCUGUUGAACUCCACAUCCUCUGCCUCGUCCAGUUCUUCCAAUCAGUCGACGGCACGCGAGGCACAAAUCAAUCAGCUAUAUGCUCAGGUCCACAAGGAUCCCAGCAAGCAACAGCAGCAGCAGCAGCUACAGCAGUCGCAACAGCAACAGCAGCUACAGCAGUCGCAGCAAACGGUGGUGACCAACAGCAUACCGGGCAUCUUUAAGAACGCUUUGGGUUCGCCGGCGGACAACAAUGGACUGAACGACUUCCAUCGCGGCAGCAUGACCACCUUUGGAACAGGUCCGGCCAGCAGCAGCAAUCGUGAUCUCAACAGCUCGUACGACUCUAUACUGGGCAGCAAUGACAAGCUCUCGGAGAACGAGCCGGCGGAGAGCUGGAUGUAUCCAAGUCGAAGGAGAGUGGCGCCCAACGGCAGCAAGGUUCCCUUGCCCGGUUCCAGCUUUACGGAUCAACUCAAUCAGGCGCUGUCCGAUCGUGAGAGGCGACUCGGCGAUGGAUCCUCGCGACAUUCCAGCGACGAUUACACGGAGAUCAACAAGAGCCAAAGCGCAGCGGCCAUCAACUGCAAGACGCUGAUCAAUGAGAUCCGCCAGGCGGUGAACGAAGCCCAGCCCAAAGUUAAACAAGUCGUUCCCCAAUCACUCUCCCCGCCCGGCACAGUGCCCUGGCAGCAACAGCAUCUCCACCAGCAGCAGCAACAGCCGUCCGCCCAUACCACUGGCCCGCCCUCGCCCACUAGCAUGUCCUCCGGCUGCUCCUCGCCCGGUUAUUCGCCCAGCCGUACCCUGGACUUGUCCGGUUCCAGUUCAAGCUUCUCCGAUCGCAAGGCGGCAGCAGCAGGAUACAAUUACAAGGGAGGUCCUGUACACGAAUGGACCAAGGAUCAGGUUGGCCACUGGCUAAUGGGCAUUGAGCUGGAGCGCUACAUUCCCGUCUUCAAAGAGCACAACGUGGAGGGCGGGGCACUGCUCACCCUCGACUCCAAGGACUUCAAGACGCUGGGCGUGUGUGGCGACGACAAGCAUCGGCUGAAGAAGCGCCUCAAGGACCUGAAGGCGAACAUUGAGAAGGAGCGCAAGGACAUGGAGCGAGAGCGUCGAGAGCGAGAGAAGGCCAUACGCAAGGCCGAGAAGAAGGCGGCCAAAAAGAAGUAGUAGUUGAAUUCCUAGUUGAUAAGAGCAUCAAAAAAGUAGCCAAAAACCAAAAGCAUACGCAGUAUAUAUGUAGUCUAUGCAUACGAACAUGAAGCAUAUAUAUAUCUAUCGGUUAUAUUAUACAUAUAUAUAUAUUUAUAUUCAUAAUGGUAAUAUAUAAUUUAUUUGUACAACACACACACACACACACACAUUAUACAUACGUACUACAUUUUAACCUAUGGAAACCUAAUUAGCAUCUCUAGACGUAAAUUAUUCUAAAAAAAAAACAAGGAAGAAUAUGGAAAGCAGCUAGGUCAGAAGGAGCGAUAGAGUACGAGUAGAUCUCGGUUAGCAGUGACCCCGAAAAACUCCAGAAAAAUCCCCCACAGAAAACCCAGAACUCACAACCAAAAGAAGAAGCUAAGUAACUAGACAACAAACACAAAAAGGCGUUGGACUGACUGAUUUUUAUGAUUAAUUCAAAUGAAAACCAUAAAAGAUAAAACAUAAAUAAAAAAUAACUAAGCAUUCUUUUUUAAAAACCAAUCAAAAACCAAAAAAGAAACAUUUUGAAUUGAGAAUUGAGAGCAAGCGAAAUGCGUCGUAGGACAGCCACUUCAAAUUAAAUAAAUAUAAAGAAUGAUAAUUAACAAAUACGAUAAAACAUUGUAAUAACGUUUAAGGCAAUGUCUUGUGUUUUUUUCUAAUUAUUAAUCUGUGUAAUAUUCGAGAUAAUAUUCAAUUCUAGAUAUACGUAUAUGUGUAAACAGCAAUUGCAUUGUAUUUGUCAAGACAUCUAUAUGAACUGUACUAUCCACCCCUCCCUUAAAAUUAACGCUAAAGUAUUGUACUGUGUAUGCUAUAUAUGCCUGAAAGUCAUUUAAGUACUUAAGUAGAGAAGCUAAAAAAGGAAGUGUGUAUGUGUGUUUUCUGUUACACCAAAUCAAUGCAAAAAGUCCAAACAUUUGUUGAAACAGCCAAGAAAUGAAAUCAAUCUAUUCGUUAGCCAAGUAUGUCUGCAUGGAGAGCGUGACUGUGUACCUUUUGUUUUCGUUCGAGUUUUUGUUUUUAAGCUUUUGUAUAAAUAAUUUACAUGUGUAGAGCCCCUUAGUAUUUGUAUUUCAUAAUUUUAGUUUGUUUUUAUUUUGUGUUGUGUGUACGUAGUUUUAUAUUUAUCUUAUAAUUUCUGAAUGUUGCAAUAAAACGGCAAUCGUUUAUCUAUA